Messenger RNA from Staurois parvus, 3287 nucleotides. The record is from the annotation of a GenBank genome assembly. Lineage: Eukaryota; Metazoa; Chordata; Amphibia; Anura; Ranidae.
UUGUACAACCCAACACAGGUUUUGAGAUUUGGGGUUUAUUAUAUUUUUUACAUCCAGUAACAUCUCCUUUGUGUUUGGUGGCAGGGAACGUGGACCGGCCGUCUCUGUGUCAAAUCUCACUCUCUACGAUUUCCAGCGCUUCCUCCAGUAUGAUCAGAAGGAAGCCUGGGCAAGUGACCUUGGUAAAGUGAGAGAUUAUCUAUGCAGUUAUCUCCGAGACACAGACAGCGAGAUGUCCGAGUUGGUGCUGCAACUGGACGAGUUCCUGAUUUACCUCUUCUCCAAAGAAAAUGGGAUUGUGGACUCUCGUGUGACGUGGUGAUCCCGGAAGAGAUGAACUACCCGCUGUCCCAGUACUGGAUCUCCUCCUCCCAUAACACGUACCUGACCGGGGACCAGUUUUCCAGCGAAUCCUCUCUCGAGGCGUACGCUCGCUGUCUCCGCUUGGGCUGUCGCUGCAUCGAGUUGGAUUGCUGGGAUGGGCCAGAUGACCUGCCAAUCAUCUACCAUGGACACACGCUGACCUCGAAGAUCAAAUUCCUGGAUGUUCUCUACACUAUCAAGGAGAACGCCUUCAUCACCUCCGAGUACCCGGUCAUCCUGUCCAUAGAAGAUCACUGCAGUGUCAUGCAGCAGAGGAAUAUGGCCUAUUACUUCAAGAAGGUGUUCGGGGAGAUGCUGCUGACCAAGCCGGUGGACAUCAAUGCCGAUGAGCUGCCGUCCCCCAACCAGCUGAGGAGGAAGGUUCUCAUCAAGCACAAGAAGUUGGUGGAAGGGAAUCUGUAUGAGGAAGUCUCCACAGCCAGCUACUCCGAGAAUGACAUCAGCAACUCCAUCAAGAAUGGAAUCCUGUACCUGGAGGACCCCAUCGACCACACUUGGAGUCCGCACUACUUUGUCCUGACCAGCAACAAGAUCUACUACUCCGAGGAGACGUCCCCGUACCAGUCCAAUGAGGAUGAGGAGGAGACCGAGCCAAAAGAGGAGAUAAAUAAUAACGAGCUGCACUUCAGCAAGAAAUGGUUCCACGGGAAGCUGGGCGGAGGGCGUGACGGACGGCAGAUCGCUGAGAAGUUGCUGCAUGAGUACUGCACCGAGACCGGAGGAAAAGAUGGGACCUUCCUAGUGCGGGAGAGCGAGACCUUUGUGGGGGACUACACCCUGUCCUUCUGGCGUUCCAACCGAGUCCAGCAUUGCCGCAUUCACUCCAGGCAGGAAGCCGGCACCACCAAGUUCUACCUGACUGACAACCUGGUAUUCGACAGUCUAUAUGGCCUCAUCAGCCAUUACCGGGAGGUGCCACUGCGCUGCAAUGAGUUCGAGAUGCGCCUGACGGACCCAGUGCCCCAGCCCAACGCCCAUGAGAGUAAAGAGUGGUACCACACCAGCCUCACCCGCCUGCAGGCAGAGCACAUGUUGAUGCGGGUCCCUCGUGACGGGGCCUUCCUGGUGCGCAAGAGGAGUGAAUCAAAUUCUUAUGCGAUUUCCUUCAGGGCGGAGGGAAAGAUUAAACACUGCCGCAUCCAGCAGGAAGGGCGUCUCUUCAUGCUGGGAAGCUCAGCUGAGUUUGAGAGCCUGGUGGACCUUGUUAGCUAUUAUGAGAAGCACCCUUUGUACCGCAAGAUGAAACUUCGCUACCCUAUUAAUGAGGAAGCUCUGGAGAAGAUGGGCACAACGGAACUAGACUAUGGUGCCCUCUAUGAAGUUCGGACUCCGCACCACUAUGUGGAAGCCAACAAAAUGCCGACAUCUCGGGGUAUGGUGAAGGCUCUCUACGACUACAAGGCCCAGCGGGAGGACGAGCUCUCCUUCUGUAAGCAAGCCAUCAUACACAACGUAGACAAGCAAGAUGGAGGCUGGUGGCGUGGGGAUUAUGGCGGGAAGAAGCAGCUUUGGUUCCCAGCGAACUACGUGGGAGGAGAUAAGCAGCACGCCGAGCGCAGAACAGGAGGACUCGACGCUGUUCUUCGGUCAAUCUGCAGAGAACAGCCCCCUGGGAAACUUCCUGAAAGGGUUCAUAGACGUGCCGUCCUGUCAUAUCGUCCUAUCUAAAGAAGGCCCGAGGCCCCAAACCUCACGUGUUCACCAUCCACUCCCAGCAGAUGUCACACCCCCUCUCAGGCCCUGGACGUGGCCGCCGCCGACACACUAGAAGAGCUCAAACGACUGGAUAGCGAAGAUCCGAGAGGCCACCCAGAACGCGGACGCCAGGAUGCAGGAGGGGAAGAUAAUGGAGAGGAGGAAGAAGAUCGCGCUGGAGCUUUCAGAGCUGGUCGUCUAUUGCCGCCCCGUGCCUUUCGAUGAAGAAAAGAUCGGGACAGAAAAGGCCUGCUACCGUGACAUGUCUUCAUUCCCCGAGACCAAGGCAGAAAAAUACGCCAACCGCAGCAAAGGGAAGAAGUUCCUGCAGUAUAAUCGGCGUCAGCUGAGCCGGGUUUACCCCAAAGGACAGCGGCUGGACUCCUCCAACUAUGACCCACUGCCCAUGUGGAUUUGUGGGAGCCAGCUGGUGGCCCUCAAUUUCCAGACUCCAGACAAGCCCAUGCAGCUGAACCAGGCGCUCUUCAUGCUGGGCGGACAGUGCGGGUACGUCCUACAGCCGGACAUCAUGAGAGACGACCUUUUCGACCCGUUCGAUAAAAAACAGCCUGAAGAUUGUGGAGCCAAUCACAGUGCAGAUCCAGAUCCUGGGCGCCAGGCACCUUCCAAAGAACGGUCGCAGUAUCGUGUGCCCCUUUGUGGAGGUGGAGGUCUGCGGCUCGGAGUUUGACAACAGCAAGAACAAGAGCGACGUCGUAGCUGAUAACGGUUUGAACCCGGUUUGGAUGAUGAAAGAGUUUGUAUUUGACAUCAAUAAUCCAGAGUUUGCCUUCCUGAGAUUCGUGGUGUACGAGGAGGACAUGUUCAGCGACCCCAACUUCCUGGCUCAGGCUACUUUUCCUGUGAAGGCGCUAAAGACAGGCUAUCGUUCGGUCCCCCUGCGGAAUAGUUACAGCGAGGAGCUGGAGCUGGCGGCGCUGCUGGUGCACACUGAGAUCGUCAACGCUAAGGAGGAAGAUGACGAGAAUCUAUACACGUCCAUCCAGCAGCUGCGUGACCGAGCCACCGAACUUUCCAGUCAGGUGUCCAGCUAUGAGCGUGCCAAUAACUGCGACUCCCGUUACCAGCAGCGGCUGGAUGAGCUCCGAGCGGCCCAGGAGAGAUUACUUGAGCUUACCGAAGUGCGCAACAGAAAACUCAUGGAAAAGAAGAGGAGAGACCGACAGCUGAUGAACAAGAGGAACUGA